This is a messenger RNA of Gloeophyllum trabeum ATCC 11539, 3146 nucleotides long. RefSeq lists its product as uncharacterized. The transcript has 3 exons. Gene Ontology annotation, molecular function: SNARE binding. Lineage: Eukaryota; Fungi; Basidiomycota; Agaricomycetes; Gloeophyllales; Gloeophyllaceae. Gene Ontology annotation, biological process: retrograde vesicle-mediated transport, Golgi to endoplasmic reticulum. Gene Ontology annotation, cellular component: endoplasmic reticulum membrane; Dsl1/NZR complex. The record is from RefSeq and is a predicted model, not a curated record. Bases 1 to 3027 code for a protein of 1008 amino acids.
AUGUCCAACAUCCCAGUCUCUGAUUCUACUGCCGAACUAUAUACUCAGUGGACUAAUCUCUCCGAUGAACAAAUAACGGCUGACGCGAUACCCAGUGUCCUAGGGAAGGUGCAAGAUGACUUAUGGGUUGCAGCGGCUUGUACGGACCGCGUUGUAGAGGACGUGUCAGUGCAGCACGCCUUGCUUACUUUUGGCCUUCAGCGUACUCAGGCUACUGCAGGAAAUGCAGUACUGGGAGCCGUUCGCAGCUGGCAAUCCGGAGUUGACGACGGUGACAGAGCUACGACCCCGUCCAAGGACGAAUCGAAUGGACAACCCCCGCAACCCGCAGACGAGAGGAUGCAGCGAGUACGGUCGCUGCUGCUUGCCCGUCUAGAACGCUUGAACACAUUUGUCGAGUUGUGCAAGGUCUCGGCUCCUACUUCUGAAGGUGAUCUUGAUGAAGAGUGGGAGGAUGACCCUUGGGCGGAAGCUGACGGUGGAGAGGAAGCAUCUGGCUCGCCCUCCGUACAGAAGACAUCAUCUACGUCGUCCGCACGACUCGGGACACCGCCAUUACCACUCACCCAGUUCCUCACAGCGGACCUGGCUUACAUAGCACGCCUGCUUGCUUCAAGGGAAGAGUUUGCGGCGCUCAGAAUCCUGAUGGACCGACAUGGGUCUCACUUAUGGCCGUAUCGCUUCUCCAUACUCGAAGCCAUCCCAGAGCUGGCUGAUCCAGAAGCUUACCGCGAGUUCCUUCCGGAAUAUGAUCCAUACACUAGUCGGGAACGAAAACCUGAUUUCCUGAAUGUCGAUAUUCCGCCGCCCAUAGACGGGUACUCUUUGCGGGCUCGGGUUCAUCAGGAACCUUUGACUGCGUCAGACCUCACCGAGUGGUGCAAGCGCCGAAUCGAUGUUAUCAUUUCUGUGACUGGCAUGGUGGACACUGCGCUGGCUUUCGUGCAGCAUUCUGUUGCCAGAGGCAUACCAGACCUUGACGAGAUAGGAGAAGACCUUAGUCUGCUGUCCAGGCUCAUAUAUGAUGCUCCCAAGCCUGGGAACGAAUCUGACACAAUGGACGAUUCAGACGAGUGGACUCUUGAGCGCUGGAAAUCAACCGAGCCGUCCGCGAUCAUUCGUGCAUAUCUCCUGCAUUCGACUCCAUCCACAUUAGUGAAGGAUAUCCGCGCCCUCGUGUUACCCUACUUAUUCGUUCUCGAAUCAAGGGCCGAGCGCGCCGGCAUACCGGAUCCUUCUCUUUCCAACCGCCUUCUCUAUGACUACAUAAUGUCCCUGCCUCUAACAAUGGCAGCUGCAGUGUUUGAAGCGUCGAAGCCAACCUUCCCUGCACCUCAGCGUCUGAUUAAGGACGAUGAAGACAUGGUACGACUUGCUCUUGCUUGCCUCUAUGGCAGCGAUAGCUUAGACGAAUGGCCGACUAUGAGUCGGAUUUUUGAAUGCUUGCCUGCGUGGCAGAAUGCCAAUGACGAGGAAGAGGAUGAAGCCGAUACAACGAUCACAUCUCUGGGCGCUUUUGUCACGCCAUCCACUACCUCACCGAGGGCUAGUGCUUCUGAUCUUCUAGUUUUCUUCAAUCCUUUACCGUCGACUUCGUUGUCUCACAUCUUGGACGUUCUCGAUGUACAUCUGGAAUCAGGAGAGAUCCUCGCGCGAUGGGGCGUUCCCGCACCCUUGCGGUGGUUCUUGCAGAGCAGAAAUGACAUGGUCGAACAGCGGGCAUGGGCCAACAGGAUGGCAAGGCGGGCCGGAGGAUCUGAAGAAGAGCUCGACACUCAAGAAGAGUGGGAGUGGCUUUUGGAUGAUAUGCUCAAGUUGGUCGGGACGGGUGAUGGCGGCAUCAAGGGAGCGUUUGGGCUAUUGUCUCGAGAGGAGAUUAAGAAGAUCUUCUUCGCUGGUCUUCUGAGCUGUGGUAAGUUCCCAAUUGCCAAGGCCAUCCUACGGAAUCCCAGGGGGAAGCUGCGACUUGAUGCCGAUGUUGUCGAGGACAUUUGUCUAUCCGCUUCACGCGAAUUCUAUGAUAACGCAAGCUCUGGUAACUACACUCAUGGUGACAUGAAAUUGGCGUAUGAUUGUCUGGACGUGCCCUCCCCUACACCUAUACUGGUGAAAGAGAAGGAAUUCAUCGAGGCGACCUCGCGUUUGUCUUCGUACAAUGUCACGUCUCGUUCCGGGGUCCCAAUUUCACCCAUUGAAAUACGGCUCACGAAAGAUCGCCUUUCCCUUGUGUCUCGGCUGCUUUCGAAUAAUCCAGAUGCAUACAAGCAUCGGGAUGUGAUUCUGGAGCUUGUUCACAAGCUCGGGUUCCAAGGAGAUGAAAUCGCAGAGGUUAAAACCUAUGCUAUGCUCGCAGACACGGCUUUACAAGCGGAAGACUUUGCUCGUGCCUUCGAUACUAUCGAAGCCAUGGUGGGCAAAGUAUUGGAUAUUAGGUCUACCGUUCCCCCCGGCAUCGAGGAUCCCAAGACACAGGAAUGCUCUGAAGUAUGCUGGAUUGCCUGUUAUCAACUGGGACGUCAACCCGAGUUCGAUGAAGUAGAGAAGAAGAUGCGCCUUCUGGGUUGGGCGCUUGAGUUCUGUCCUCCUGACAAACUUCCUGAUAUCCUACAUUCGUGGCAUCGUCUCGAAGACGAGGACGUUGAAUAUAGAGAAGGCAGAAUCAUGGCUCGUCGGAAUGGCUCAGAGGCUGCCCCGCGUAAACGACAUCCGCAAGCGCGUUCCAUCCCAAGCUUAGCGGAGCGCUUGCAGCGCAUUCAGAUGCCCGAUUUCCGUAUGCCAUCGUCGCCGUUGGCCCCGCUGGUCGGUAGUCCCGAUCCCGCAGCUUUAGCCAGCAGGACUUUCCACCGCGUCGCCGCGAACUUCCCUUUCUCCGUUGGUCAUCGAGCUCAAUCUCCUGGGUCGGAAGGCAGCUCCAGAAGCCGGGACGGAAGUAGGGUCAGACUUAAUACUGAUGAAGUCUCCGCUCAGGCCACUCGAGUAUUCCAGAAGGGUAUUGGUUGGCUCAUCGGUGCGGAUGAGGAGGCAUAGUACUCUACUUCACUCUGUCGCGUAUCAGAAGUUUCGAUAAAUAUUUGUUUCUUAACGUUCAUGCUCUCAGAUACCUUGAGGUCGCACCAUGGCAUGGAACAGGUUACCGAAGCAGCCAG